AUCCACGCUUUUGAUCACUAUCAGCAUUGUGCUCCCAGGGUCUUGGUCAUUGAUUCUCAUCAUGUUCAUGACAGUCCGUCGUGCGUGGGACCAUCGUCUUCGUUAGUUUCUUGUUCAUCAUUGGCGGAACAGGGGAACUGGAUCAGUGGCUAUUCUUGGUUGUCUUAGAUCUUCGCGGUUCCAGACUCA
Amoebophrya sp. A25 is the source of this 189-nucleotide messenger RNA. The record is from the annotation of a GenBank genome assembly. NCBI's taxonomy places the organism in Eukaryota, Dinophyceae, Syndiniales, Amoebophryaceae.